AUGGGUGUUGAAGACCAAAAAGAGGAGAGGGAAGUCCUCGAGUCAAUCUUCCCAGACGAAAUCACAGAUGUUUCCGAAACAGAAUUCCGAGUUUCAAUAGUCCUCGAUGUCACACCGGGCGAUGAAGACCCAGCAGACCUCGAAGGGCCGACAAUAAUCCUCAACGUCCAAUACCCCCCCUCCUACCCCGACGAAGCGCCCCGCCUCGACCUAACGCAACCCCCCAACGCACCCAAACACCCAUACCUCGACAUCCAAGAUGACAAGCAGCGCCUCUUGGACUCUCUAUCCGAAACCAUUGAAGAGAACCUGGGCAUGGCGAUGAUAUUCACUUUGGUCACUGUGCUCAAAGACUCCGCUGAGUUGUUGAUUAGUGAGAGGCAGAACGCGAAGCAGGCGCUCGCGGACAUGGAAGCUGCGAAAGUCGAGGAAGAGGAGAACCGGAAGUUCCAGGGCGAGGCGGUGACAAGGGAGAGCUUUUUGAAGUGGAGAGAGGAGUUUAGGAGGGAGAUGGAGGAGAGGAAGAAAAAAGAGGAGGAGGAGAGGGAGGCGGAGGACAAGAAGAAGAGGAUAGUGAAAGAGGAGCGCAAGCUUACGGGGAAGGAGUUGUGGCAGCAGGGCUUGGCGGGUAAGGGUGAUGAGGAAGACGAGGAGGGGGAUGAUUUGCAGGGGAUGAAGGAUUUGAAGGUAUCAGCGUCUUCUUAA
This is a messenger RNA of Macroventuria anomochaeta, 705 nucleotides long. Its product is annotated as RWD-domain-containing protein. Gene Ontology annotation, biological process: cytoplasmic translation. The record is from RefSeq and is a predicted model, not a curated record. The transcript has 3 exons. The coding region runs from base 1 to 705 and encodes 234 amino acids. Gene Ontology annotation, molecular function: protein binding. Lineage: Eukaryota; Fungi; Ascomycota; Dothideomycetes; Pleosporales; Didymellaceae.